Daldinia loculata is the source of this 3330-nucleotide messenger RNA. RefSeq lists its product as uncharacterized. The transcript is spliced from 5 exons. The coding region runs from base 273 to 2771 and encodes 832 amino acids. The record is from RefSeq and is a predicted model, not a curated record. NCBI's taxonomy places the organism in Eukaryota, Fungi, Ascomycota, Sordariomycetes, Xylariales, Hypoxylaceae.
ACUUACAUUUGAACUACGUCAACGUAUAAUAAACACCAUUGUCCUCCCCCAGACCUCAAAUUUCAUCUCUCCUCUUCUCUCUUCCUCACCUAAGAAAGAUUAGGUAUACAUUGUGAACUCACAAUCUAAUAACAACUUUGUACCCGCUUAUCCUAAUAUACCAAUAUACCCUCACUGUGAUACCCAAACCCGAUUCUAUGCUUUGCGCCAUCGUCGAACAUCCAACUAAGAACUGAUAUCAAUAUACCCUAUCUACAUAUCCCGACGCCAUCAUGGCAAGCGUAAACAAACCAACCGACAUCAAGCAGAAGGAAGCCGACGUCAACCGAAAGCUUCAGAUAUACGGCAUCAUCAACGCAUUCCAGAUUGGUAAAGUGCCAUCUAAUGAUCAAAUAGAUGUCGCCCUGAACAGCUUCCUCGAGUCUGGGGCGUUAGCAAGUCCCUCGAAGAGACUUUCACCAGAUGGACAAGAACUUGUCGCAGACUUGAAGGAUGUUGUGACUCAAGCUAAGAAGCUGCUACUAUCCAAGAACGAGGGAAACCUCCUACAGGAUUUCAUCUGGCAGACCCAGCAGUUUGACCCUAAUACCUUGAGCGUACCUAAUUCUCCCAUCGACAAGAAUACGGCGAAGCAACAUGGAGAAAAGGUUCUAGAGGGGUUUCGGACUCUAGGAACAUUGAUUAUUACCAAUGGCCAGUUCCGAAAGCUUCUCAAUGAUGCUACCAUCCUACUACGCGACAUUGCUGGCGAUGCCGCUACUAAUGCUGCGAACAUGGUGCGGCCUAGCGGCGAGGACCUCUCUCAGAUUGAUCGACCUGCUGAGGACAACGUCUGGCACGAUACUCCUGAUUUCUCCAGGGAAAAUGUGAGGUCUCAGUUCCAGAAUAUUUACAAGAAAGACCCAGCACAGGAUGCCAAGGGUGUCGUAAACGCCGGAGCCGGAGCUGUUAGACAACCGGACGGGUCUGCAGGUGAUCGCAUCAAUGCCGCACAAAAUGCGACAAGCAGCGCUGCAGAGCAAGCCAAGUCUAACAUCGAUCCGGAGACCCGCGAAUCUGCGAAGCAGACAGCUCAAGAGUAUCGCGCUCGCGCUAGACAGUAUCUGUCGAAGAAGAUGCCCGAGGAGCGUCGUGGUCAGACCAUCUGGCGUCUGAAGAAAUUGGUCAUCGAAUGCCAGCAACACCCUGACUACCAGCAAGCCAUUUCUACGCUGCUAGAUUUGGCUGAGCAGUAUGGCUCCCAUGGCAGGAGCCUUGCUACCGGAGGUACCGGUACUGUCAAGGAGGCACGAACCCACCUGGCUGCUGCUGAAGCUGACCUGAAGACCUUGAUUGAGAGAUUCGCCAACGGAACAUCUACUGAUGAUCUCUGGUCUUCUAUCAACACUAUCUAUGAGGAUGCUGAUAGGGAUCCCGAACUCAAUAAUUGGUUCAAGUCUAUGAACGCUUACAUCCGCAAGUGUCUCAAGGAGCAAGGUUACAUUAUGGAAGAUGCUUCUAACGAGCAGUGGCACCGUCUCCAUGACCAUGGCCACUAUCUCCUCCGUGAGAAGUAUAAGACUCACACUGAUCGCAUUGUUGACGAGAUCAAGUUCUUGGCCGAUCAGUUCGAUCAGGACUAUCAGAACAAGGCCUUCGCGGCUUCGGUACAGAAGUUGUUCAACAAGCUUGGCAACGAUGAGAAUGGCAAGGCAACUUUUAAGCCUCACUUGGUCAAAGACCUGGCUGAUGUUAUCAUCCCGGCUGCCUUUGAGAGAAUUGCAUACAUUCCCAUUCCCCGGAUUGAGUAUUCCGACAGUGAGAUUGAUGCCGUCGUGGAGAAUCUCGUUUUGGAGAGUGAUAACUUCAUGCCGAACGUCCUCGAAGUUGCCAGCGACAACUACUUCCGCUGGGGUCGCAAGAAGAUUGCGAGCACAAACAAGAACUCGAUCGACGUCAAAGUCACUGGCAUCCAGAUGGAUCUGCGCGAUGUCAGCUUCUACGUCAAGCGCAAGCAAGGCUUCCCCUCAAUUACCGACACCGGCGUUGCUAACAUCAGGAUGGGUGGCGAUGGGUUCUGCUUCCGCUUGAGAAUGUCUACUGCAGAUGAUAAGGACAGGCAGCACUUCAUGAAGCUUGAUAAGGUUGAUGUUGAUGUUAAGAACCUCCAGAUCAAGCUUGUCAAGUCCAACCACAAGAUCCUCUUCGGCCUCUUCAAGCCCCUGAUGCUUAAGGUUCUCCGCCCAGUGAUCCAGAAGACCGCCGAGAAGCAGCUCAAAGAUCAGUUUAACAAAUUUGAUCAGCUGCUAUAUCAGGUCAAGCAGGAAGCAGAUCGCGCGGUCGAUGAGGCUCGCUCCGACCCCGAAAACGCUCCGAACAUCUACAACCGAUACGUCAAUGCUGUUCAGAAGCAAUUCUUCCAGGGUAAAAAGAAGGCAGAGGCCACUGCGGCCGACAAGAAGGUCAACAUGGCCGUCACUGAGGAGGACAGUAAUUUCCCCAACAUUCAUCUGCCUGGAGGUAUCAGCUCUAAGGCCACCGAGUACAAGGAGCUGGCCCGAAAGGGUGAGCUUUGGGAGAGCCCCGUCUUCUCCAUCGGCGCAGCUUCUAAGAGCACCAACCUUCCCGGUGCUCCUCAAGUUACCCGCAAGCCGCACGCUGUCAACGGCAAUGCUACAAACGUAACUACAAACGUAAAUUACACUAAUGGCAAUUACACCAAUGGAAACUACACCAACGUUAACCACGCCAACAGUAACUACACAACUGGAAGAACUAUAGACGGAAAGUAAUCUAAUCCUGUUACUGGACCCAUCGCCACCACCGGCCCCGUGAGCACUACUGUUCCUGCCGUAAGUGGCAACACUAUUACGAUCUAGAGGGUGUAUGAAGUGUGAUAGUCACUCCUUUUGGAUACAUCUUGUACGAUAUGAUGGAGAUGGGAACGGAGGAAGAACGAAGUCAGAAUCAGGAAGUUCCAGAUGUGGAUAUACCCGGAGAUACCCCCAGGACCCAGAUUGGCUUCACCUUUUUUUAAAAGUUGCUAGGGAAGAGCGUCGGUUGGCAAUGAUGAUACCUGUCCUUGUCUUAAUUACUUUUGAAUAUCAUAUUUUCCUUUUGUUUCGGCUAUAUGGACAGCUCGUAAUAGUUGAGUAAUGAACGUUGGGCACAUUUAUAAGUUAAUGGAGGUUGUGAAUAUUUAGGCUCGUUAUGUGAUGAUGCCUUGAAGGCGUCUGUAUGAGUGGCUAGCGGUGAUAAUUGUUAAAUUGUAUUAAAAUGAUGAUUGGACUAAGUAAACAGUCUCGUGUUGGCUUAUAAUGGGUAGCAGGUUACGAGAAAAUAAUGACAACU